Messenger RNA from Mauremys mutica (yellowpond turtle), 1154 nucleotides. Its product is annotated as torsin-1A-like. The record is from RefSeq and is a predicted model, not a curated record. Gene Ontology annotation, biological process: nuclear membrane organization; protein localization to nucleus. Gene Ontology annotation, molecular function: ATP hydrolysis activity; ATP binding; kinesin binding. Lineage: Eukaryota; Metazoa; Chordata; Testudines; Geoemydidae. Bases 144 to 1148 code for a protein of 334 amino acids. Gene Ontology annotation, cellular component: endoplasmic reticulum lumen; endoplasmic reticulum; nuclear envelope. The transcript has 5 exons.
UAAACUCUCGCCCUCACAAAGAUGGCGGCGCGUGGCGGAAGUGUGCGCGCAGCGCAGGGGCCGUCGGGAGUUGUAGUUUCUACCGGGCCCGGGCGGCGAGCCGCUGCCUCCCUCGCGGACGCGGCCGGCCAGCUGAAGCCGCCAUGCAGCUGCUGCCGGGGCUGCUCUGGCUCCUGGUGCCGGGCUCGGCCGCGCUGGAGCCCAUCAGCCUGAGCAUCGUCAUCGGGGCGGCCUCGGUGCUCACCGGCUACCUCUCCUACCCCAGCUUCUACUGCGGCUUCGUGGAGUGCUGCCCCGGGGAGGCGGACCGGCCCAAUACCACCGCACUGAGGGAGGAUUUGGAUAAUAAACUCUUUGGACAGCACCUUGCCAAAGACGUGAUCCUGAAAGCAGUGACGGGAUUCAGAAACAACCCAAAUCCCAAAAAGCCACUCACUCUCUCCCUCCACGGCUGGGGAGGCACGGGUAAAAACUUUGUCAGCCAGUUCAUCGCAAAGAGCAUUCACAAAGCGGGAGAGAAAAGCAAAUUUGUUCAUCUCUUUAUAGCCACGCUACACUUCCCACAUGGACAUCAGAUUACACUGUAUAAGGAUCAAUUGCAAAUGUGGAUUCGGGGUAACGUGAGCGCCUGUGCCAGAUCUGUGUUCAUAUUUGAUGAAAUGGAUAAAUUGCACCCUGGCCUCAUUGAUGCCAUUAAGCCGUUCUUAGACUAUUAUGAGCAGAUUGAUGGGGUGUCCUACCGGAGAGCCAUCUUUAUCUUUCUCAGUAAUGCAGGUGGGGAUUUAAUUAAUAAAGUGGCUCUGGACUUCUGGAGGAGUGGAAAAGACAGGAAGCAGAUUCAGCUGAAAGACCUGGAGUCUGUGUUAUCUGUAGCAGUCUUCAAUAAUAAGAAUAGUGGCUUGUGGCACAGCAGCCUGAUCGACAGAAACCUCAUUGAUUACUUUGUCCCCUUCCUGCCCCUGGAGUACAAGCAUCUUAAGAUGUGUAUCAGGGCAGAAAUCGAGGCUGGUGGCAAGAAAAUCAACGAGGCGAUCGUUGACGAGGUGGCCAAGGAGAUGACAUUCUUCCCAAAAGAUGAGAAAAUCUACUCCGAUAAAGGCUGCAAGCUCGUGCAGCAGAAGCUGUUGUAUUAUUGGGAGAGGUUAUGAGCAAUG